GUCAAGCAACAUCUAUUUAAUCUUUGAUAAUACUGAAUUUCAUUGAACAAAAGAAGUCAUCAAGGUCUCUACCUUCUGUUCCAAGGUGAGUAUGAUUUUCCUGAAUUUUUAAGACCAGAGAUCAGAAUUGCAUGUUUUUGUGCUAAAGGGGAUACGGGACUCCCUUUUCAUGUUACCAGUUAUUUUUAUUUUGAAUGUUUUAAGCGCUCUCACAUGCUCUUUUUUGUUGAUACCCAGGAAACACAUUAAAUUGUAACCAUCCUGUGGUCAUGGAACUUAUACUUGACAGCUUAAGGCACUGGGUCAUUGAGUAUCAUGUGGAUGGCUUUCGCUUCGAUCUUGCCAGUGUUCUUUGUCGAGGAACAGAUGGUUCUCCACUUAAUGCUCCUCCACUUAUCAGGGCAAUCACAAAAGAUAAUAUACUCUCGAGGUGUAAAAUUAUUGCGGAACCUUGGGAUUGUGCAGGUCUUUAUCUUGUUGGAGGAUUUCCAAAUUGGGACCGGUGGGCUGAGUGGAAUGGGAAGUACCGUGAUGAUAUAAGAAGAUUUAUUAAGGUGAUGCCAGUUGGAGAAACACGCUAUGUUGUCAUAGAUUAG
Molecule: messenger RNA, 596 nt
Organism: Ilex paraguariensis (yerba mate)
Lineage: Eukaryota; Viridiplantae; Streptophyta; Magnoliopsida; Aquifoliales; Aquifoliaceae
Source: the annotation of a GenBank genome assembly